AUUAGGUUGAGUCACAUGACAGUGGAAUGAACAUGGCUGCGUCCUUUCAGGCUUCGUGUUUCCUGUAAAUCGCACUGUCUCGCAACCAACGCAGCUCUCGGUGUUUCCAUGGAGUGAAGAUGGCACCGUUUCCAGAUGAGGUGGAUGUUUUCACGGGCCCACACUGGCGAAUGAAGCAGUUAGUGGGUCUUUAUUGCGAGAAGCUGUCGAAGACCAACUUCUCCAACAACCAGGAUUUCCGGUCCUUCCUGCAGUCGCUGUGCGCAACGUUCACAGAAUUCAAGAUGCACGAGCAAAUCGAGAACGAUUACAUCAUCUGCCUGCUUCAGCAGCGCAGCAACACCGUCUACAACGUGCACUCUGACAACAAGCUGUCCGACAUGCUGUCACUCUUCCACACAGGCCUGUGCAGUGUCAAGAACGAGUGUGAGCAGCUGAACUACGCACGGCAGCUGAAGGAGCGCUUGGAGGCGUUCACUCAGGACUUCCUGCCCCACAUGAAGGAGGAGGAAGAGGUGUUCCAGCCCAUGCUGAUGGAGUACUUCACCUACGAGGAGCUGAAGGACAUUAAGAAGACUGUGAUGGCCCAGCACUGCCGGUGUCCGCAGGGCGACAGCGUGGCGGACUGCGGAUGCCCUGAGGGGGGCGCCACCGAGGUGCUGAAGGGCCUGAGCCUGUGGAGCCAACGCGCCUUCAAGUACUCUGCUCACGAGAAGGCAGGCCGCGAGCCGGACGAGCAGCCUGUGCCCCUCCUGCCUCCAGAAGUCUUGCUGAAGGUGUUCCGUUACCUGGGCCCUGACGACCUGUGCCGCUGUGGGCAGGUGUGCACGGUCUGGUCUCACCUGGCCAGGACGGGGUCGCUGUGGAAACACCUGUACCCCUUACGCUGGGCUAGAGGGAGGUACUGCAGGGGGCCCCCGGAGGACCCGGAGCAGGAGCCGGAUGAGGAGUGGGAGCAGAGCAGAGAGGAAGAGAGCCGGGCGUGGGACGAGGACGCCGACAUCGAUGAGUCCGAGGGGGCCCUGGAGGAUUCUUCCGCCAUUGGUGCCAUUCAGAGGGAGAAGAAGGUGCUCCAUGGGAUUAUCCAGAACCUCCUGCCCGCUGUCGGACCUUCGGUCCGGUCCAUCGUCCUGGCCUACAGCGCCGCCCUCUCCAGCAAAAUGGUGAGACAGAUCCUCAGCCUCUGUCCGAACCUCACUCACCUGGACCUCACCCAGACCGACAUCACGGACUCCGCCUUCGACAGCUGGGCGUGUCUGGGGGCGUGUCAUACGCUGGAGCACCUGGACCUAUCGGGCUGUGAGAAGAUCACGGACGUCACGCUGAAGAGGCUGUCAUUGGCCCUGGGUGAUUUGGCCCCGCCCACCGCCCCGUGUGCUGCCCCGCCCACCUCGCUGGAGGCGGAGCCUGGCGGGCGACAGGCCCUGGUGUUCCGGCGGCGGCCGGGGGGCGGGCGCUCCCACGGCCCCGCCCACGUCUGGCUGCUGGACUCGGCCCAGUUGGCGGACAUCGAGGACGCUGGCGAAUGGAGGCGCAGGGGCGGGGCUUCUGACGGGGGGCGGGGCCUCUGGGAGCCCCUGGCCCCGCCCACCGGGGCGUGCUGCUGCAGGAGGAGCAGGAGGAGGGGCCUGGCCGCGAACGCAGCCUCCUAUUGGCCGCAGCUGGGCGGUGUGGGAGAGGCUGGCGGCGGAGGCCACGCCUCCUGCUGUGGGGGGCAGGGCCUGAGGACUGUGUCGCCCACAAGGGGCGGGGCUGAGUUUCGGACUAAGCGGGCGGAGGAGGCGGAGCCGCCCAGGCCCCGCCCCCGGAAGAGCUCCUGCCGCAGACUGAGGCUGCUCAGCCUGUCGGGCUGCUACCAAGUCACCGACCUGGGGCUCAGGGCUCUGGCUCAGCGUGGUGGUCUCCCCAGGCUGGAGCACCUCAACCUCUCUGGCUGCCUCUUCGCCACAGAGAGUGGCCUGCAGGAGCUGGUGACGGCCUGCCCCUCCCUCAACGACCAACACUUCUACUACUGCGACAACAUCAACGGUCCCCAUGCCGACACGGCCAGCGGGUGCCAGAACCUGCAGUGUGGAUUCCGUGCAUGCUGCCGGUCGGGCGAGUGAUCCGGCCCCGCCCCGCCCCCUGCCUGCACUUUAACCUUUAACCUUUGGGCUGCCAGCCGGUUCCCCACCCGAGGCGUUCUUGCUUUCACAAACGAAGAGAAGCGGGAAGAGAAUUUAAAAAAUGUCUGUUCCGAUCUGUGUGCCCGAGAAAUGUGCAUCUCUGCUGCAGGGGAAAAACCCAUCGGACUAAAGUCACACGCCAGUGUUGUAUUCUUUCGGUUUGUUUACUCCUGCACCCCCCGCCCCAGAUUUCAUUUUUCCCGUUUCGGUAGAUGUUCUUUUGCGGUUUGCUUUCACGGUGCUGUGCUGAUCUGUAGAGAUUUUAGCCGUGUUUAACACCAGGCGCAGCUGGUUUAGUUUGAGUUCAUCGCCUCUGCUCUUAGUCCUAAAACACUAAUGGAGAUUGCCGUGCUUCUAAUGUGAUGGUUUGUUUGACCUUAUUUUGAAGAAUAAGGGCGUUGUUCCUCCAGACCUCGGCCGGUCCGCCGAUGUCAUCCCGGCUUUGCUUUGUGUUCUGCACACGAGACCACUUCCAGCUCCAUGAAUCCUACAGAAGACACCAGUGUAAAAUGCACACACACACACACCUGAGAGAAUAAAGGUUCUUCAGUACCAACA
Conger conger (European conger) is the source of this 2723-nucleotide messenger RNA. RefSeq names its product F-box and leucine-rich repeat protein 5 (gene fbxl5). The transcript is spliced from 11 exons. The record is from RefSeq and is a predicted model, not a curated record. Lineage: Eukaryota; Metazoa; Chordata; Actinopteri; Anguilliformes; Congridae. Gene Ontology annotation, cellular component: SCF ubiquitin ligase complex. Gene Ontology annotation, molecular function: protein binding. Bases 120 to 2105 code for a protein of 661 amino acids. Gene Ontology annotation, biological process: intracellular iron ion homeostasis; SCF-dependent proteasomal ubiquitin-dependent protein catabolic process.